AUGGCGACGAAAGAAGAAGUAACUCCCGUCUAUGGAGUCUUGAACAGCUCUGUAUCCCUGAGCCUCGAAACGACAAGCCUGCUCCACAGCUCUGACAUCGUCUGGAAGAAGGGUGAUUCUCUGAUGGUUAAGGUUCAGAAUUUUAUACCAAGUUUUUAUGAAGAUUAUGGAACCAGAGUUAAAAUCUUUCCUGAUGGGACACUCAGUCUGGCCAAAACUUUGAAAACAGAUGAAGAAAGCAAGGAAGUCACUCCUGUGUACGUCGUCCUUGGCAGCUCAGUGUUCCUGCAUGCAGGAAACGAAAACACACAGAGCACCUCUGAUAUUAGAUGGAAGAAAGGAGACAUCCUGGUGGUUAGAGUUAAAAAUGAUGUAACAAAUUUUUAUGAAGAUUAUCGAUAUAGAUCUGAAAUCUUUACAAAUGGGACUCUCAGACUUGACAGCACUAGUGAAAGAGAUUCAGGACUUUACAUUGUGGAGCGGUUCAACAAACAUGGCAGGCUGCUCUGCACUGAGGCUCAUCACUUAAUCACAAUUAAAAACACAGAUUUUCAAAAAGUAUAUGGAGCCUUGGGAAAAUCUGUUUUUCUCCACGUGUCUACCAAGAACCUACUGAAUGGCAUUGACAUUCUGUGGAAAAAAAGAACAGUUCCUAUAGCUCGCAUAAAAGAGAGCACAGCUUUUUACUAUGGGGACUAUGAAAACAAAGCAAACGUAUUUCCAAACGGGACUUUGAGACUGGACAGGAUUGAUGAUGCUGACACAGGACCUUACAGCGGGGUGGUGUCUGAUGCUAAUGGAAGAAACAUACAUAGCGAAAUUGCUCAUCUAUUCAUGAUGAGUUAUACUGAAUGCACACCUGUAUAUGAAGCUAAGGGCAGCACAACAUUUCUCUUUCUGGAAAAUCACAACGAUAUCCAAACAAUCAGUUUUGAGAAGACAUGGAAAAAAGGGGGCUCCCUUGUAGCUGAGUUUAAGGGUUCUAUCCCUUAUUACUAUGGGCACUAUGGAACCAGGACUGGGGUCUUUAAAAAUGGGACCCUCAGACUGGACAGGACUCAAGAGUGGGAUACAGGAAACUACAGUGUGGACUUUUUUGACAAAGACAAAAAUAAUAUAGGCAGAUGGGCCAUUCAGUUGUUCAUCAUUGCAGCCCCUGGUAUUGAAACUGAUAGCAUAUACUCUGCAGCUGUGAUAUAUGGAAUUUUCCGGCACUUUGUAACAAGCAUUCUUGUUUUGAUCUUCAUUGUUGGAGCAUUGCGGUGCAUGAUUAAAAAGCUACAUCUCCACAUAGGCAAAGAGAAAGAAGUUCCUAUCCAGCCAAAACAAGAUACAGAAACUGAAGUGUUGAGUACUACAGAGAUCUGAUCACUUGUGGCACCACCCUGUAAUAUAAUGUGUAAUUACAUUUUCAAUUUCAAACC
Polyodon spathula (Mississippi paddlefish) is the source of this 1424-nucleotide messenger RNA. RefSeq names its product carcinoembryonic antigen-related cell adhesion molecule 5-like. The record is from RefSeq and is a predicted model, not a curated record. The transcript is spliced from 8 exons. The coding region runs from base 1 to 1368 and encodes 455 amino acids. NCBI's taxonomy places the organism in Eukaryota, Metazoa, Chordata, Actinopteri, Acipenseriformes, Polyodontidae.